Messenger RNA from Scaptodrosophila lebanonensis, 2577 nucleotides. RefSeq names its product reticulon-1-A (gene Rtnl1). The record is from RefSeq and is a predicted model, not a curated record. Lineage: Eukaryota; Metazoa; Arthropoda; Insecta; Diptera; Drosophilidae. The transcript is spliced from 6 exons. The coding region runs from base 301 to 2058 and encodes 585 amino acids.
UAAAUUCGAAGACUAACGGAGAUUCUGAGCCAAAGAAAAUAAUUAUUAUUGUUAAGCAAGUGCUUAGCAUUAUAUUUUAUAAAUUAAAGAAAAGUUCACCGUAAUACUCAUCGAACGAAGCCGAAAUCAGCCGCAUCCAGCAACACGGUUACGGGGUGUGUGUGUGUAUGUGUGUUUGUGCUUGCCACUGAGAGCGUGUUAUUUAUCCAAUCAGAAAAAGGAUACCACAGCGCAUCACAUUACAGGAGGAGUGAAAAUUGAAUUCGGGUUAAAUUUGAAAUAUACGCCCUCAAAAUCGCUAUGGAUUUAAAUUUCGCCGAGUUAAAGAAGGAGGCAUCCAGCACCGCCGAGGACAUUUUUGGCAAUGCAAGCAAUGCCGUCGAUGCUGCCACCAAAAAGGUGAGCCAUACCUACGACGAACUGCUCGGUGGCAUUGGCGAUGGAAAUGGGAGCGGUGGCAACGUGAGCAGCGGGGCGCAGGACGAUAAUGCGCAUACCGAACACUAUUUUGCCAACGAGCAGAAAAAUCUCGAUUUCGGCGACCCACAGGCGUUCGUGCAGCGCAUGUCGGCCGGGGCGAAGGAGGCCCAGGAGCAGCUCGAUGCCAAGUUUGCACAGAAGACCAGUGAGUUGGAUGAUUUCCUGGGCCAGGCGGGCAAGGGUGUCAAGCAGGGUGUUAGCGACUUGACCAGCGACUUUAUGAAUGCGGAGCGCAGCUUCUUUGGUGGAGUCGCUCCAGCUCCAGCUCCCAAUUCAGCUGUAGCUCCAGUUCCGCCGCCAGAUGAUGAUGUUGAGGAUCUGCUGGGCAGCUUCAGUGACAAGCCAACCUCGCAGCAGCCGGAGCCAGCACAAUUUGCGCCCAGUGCACCGGCCAAGUCGAAUUUCUAUGGUGUCGAUGAUAUUCUGAACAAGUCCACGCCGCCACCAGCAACCACCGCUGCUGCCGUCGCGCCCAUUGUGGGCAACAAGGAUUCCGACACUGAUUCGCCGUCCGUUUCGUACACACCGUCGCCGGCCAAGAAACCCGUUACCGAUGCUCUCAAAGAGCAGGACAAUGAGCAGUUCAUAUCUUCCGAGGAUUUACUCAGUGAUUUUAAGGAGGAGCGCACAGCUACGCCACCAUUUACUGCACCACUGCAGCCGAUGUCGAAGGUGGCGACUUCAUCAGCCGCAGCUGUCGUUACUGAUUUGGAUGAUGAUGACAAUUUCGAGCCAACUUUUACGCCCAAAUCGGAACCGGCCAAGCCUGUGGCAGCACCCGUUGUGCCGCCGCCACAGGUGCCCAAAGUCGAGCCGCCCAAAGCCAAGCCAACGACUGCAGCACCACCACCACCACCCCAGAAGCAGCAGUCGCAGCAACCAAAGUCGCCGCAACCGCAACCAAAUAUUGUGUCUGUGGAGGAAAUUUUCUACAAGUAUGGCUUGGAUGCCUGGUUCAAGCCCGAACGUUUACAUCCGCAAGUGGAAUCCCUCAUCUACUGGCGUGAUGUGAAAAAGUCCGGUAUUGUUUUUGGCGCCGGUCUCAUCAUAUUGGUGGCCAUCUCCUGCUUCUCCGUGAUCAGCGUGUUUGCCUAUUUGUCGCUGCUGGCGCUCUUCGGCACCAUCGCCUUCAGAAUCUACAGAUCUGUGACACAGGCGGUGCAAAAGACAAACGAUGGACAUCCCUUCAAAGAAUAUCUGGAACUGGACUUGACGCUCUCACAGGAGAAGGUGCAGAAUUUUGUUGGCGUUGCUGUCGCACACGUGAAUGGUUUUACCGCCGAGCUGCGACGCCUCUUCUUGGUUGAGGAUCUGAUCGAUUCGAUCAAAUUCGGCGUCAUACUGUGGGUCUUCACCUACAUUGGCGCCUGGUUCAAUGGCAUGACUUUGGUCAUCUUGGCUUUCGUAUCGCUCUUCACCUUGCCAAAGGUCUACGAGAACAACAAGCAGUCGAUCGACACCUACUUGGACUUGGUACGCAGUAAAUUGACGGAAAUCACUGACAAAAUUAAGGUCGCCAUUCCCAUUGGCAACAAGAAACCUGUAGGUGCUGCCGCCGAAUCGGACAAGGAUAAGUAAAACAAGAGCAACAGCAGCAACAACAACAACAAAAAUAGCAGCAGCAACAACAACAGCAACAAAAGCAACAUGUUUAUUUAUUUAUUAAGCAUUAUUUGAAUGGUUUAAUAUUCAUUAAGCAUAAAUAAAUAAUAUAUUUAGCAGAAGCAGCAGCAGCAGCAAAUAAUUCUAUACUGCAAUUUGCCUAAAACUUAAGCAGCAAACCAACUUCAAGAAUGUAAUUUGUAAUACAAUUAUACAUAAACAAAAAAAAACUGAGACCCCUCGGUAUGUAAUGGCUUUCGCGAUUUUUGGGGCAACCAUAAAAGUCUUAGCAGUUCGUCUCUUUAAGUUCUACAAUUCUCCCAAAACAAAACGAACGAAUUUUUUACUCGAUAUGCAAAGUUUAUCAAAUUUGUACCCCCCCUUCCUACUCUUCAUUAAUUUUAAUUUGUUAGUUUAAUUUUUGAAUGCAUAAAGCAACAACAACUAGAAAUUAUGCAAAAAAAGUCCUAAACAACAUGUUUAUUGUACACCUUU